Molecule: messenger RNA, 3395 nt
Organism: Pongo pygmaeus (Bornean orangutan)
Lineage: Eukaryota; Metazoa; Chordata; Mammalia; Primates; Hominidae
Gene: KCNV2
Product: potassium voltage-gated channel modifier subfamily V member 2
Exons: 2
Coding region: 920-2557 (545 amino acids)
Biological process (GO): protein homooligomerization; potassium ion transmembrane transport; action potential
Cellular component (GO): voltage-gated potassium channel complex; membrane
Molecular function (GO): voltage-gated potassium channel activity
Source: RefSeq, a predicted model, not a curated record
UAUUUUGAAGGAUGAAGAAGACCCUUUUUUUUUGGGUGGAAGUCAGGCUCCCUUUAAAUACGGCCUAAUACUGCUGAGCAGGGUUGUGAGGCCCUAAAAACAUCUUCCUACCAUUCCUGGAAUUCUACCUUGCAACAUGUCCCUAUCCUUUAAGAGAAAGGGAGGAGACAAAAAGGAGACAGAGAGAAGCUGAAGCUGACUCAAAGAUCUGACUGGACCUGAGCAGUGCCCCAGGGAGAAUCCAUUUGAAAAAAAAAAAAAUGUGCUCAUGUGAAUGGACAAGAAGGAGAUGGCUUUAGAUCUCAUAUGCUCUAAACAAAAAGUUAUGCUGAGAGGGAAACUGACUUGUCAUGAAGUCAGCUUUGUUCCGUUGCUAUGCGUCAUCCCUGCUAAUGGUGAGUUUACCUAGGGCAGAGGCUACCAUCUCAACCAUGAAGCUGAAGACACAGGCAUCCGUAUUCUACAGCUAAUUCAGUUGAUUUCAUCUCAGCACACAUACAUUGAGCACUUCCUAAGAGCAAGGUUGACCGACAUUUUUAUUAGCAAUAAUCUCUGCCUUCUUCUGAUUCUCUAGAGAUUUAAGACCACAUAAUCAUCCUCUAUGUCACAGGGUCAAGGGAGUGGGGGAGGAAAUGGGCUAAGAGGUUCUAAAUCUCUCCUAACACUUGCUUCUUCCAAAUCAGCAAGAUUAGAGCAGUCAACAGCUGACUGCGUUCAGACCCUGCAGGCUGGGCUGGCCUGCCCAGGACCUGAGGAGGGGCAGCUCCAGUGGCAAUGUCUGAGCCCCUAGGUGUGCUGGUCCAGGCUGGCCUCUCUAAGACAGUGCAGGCCACGUGAUCCAUCCUCUGAGAGGCAGUGAACAGGUUAGGGACCCUACAACAGCCAGGAGGAAAAAGCAAGGAGUCCACUUUCCGCAGCCAUGCUGAAACAGAGCGAGAGGAGACGGUCCUGGAGCUACAAGCCCUGGAACACGACGGAGAAUGAGGGCAGCCAACACCGCAGGAGCAUUUGCUCCCUGGGGGCCCGUUCCGGCUCCCAGGCCAGCAUCCAAGGCUGGACAGAGGGCAACUAUAACUACUACAUCGAGGAAGACGAAGAUGGGGAGGAGGAGGACCAGUGGAAGGACGACCUGGCAGAGGAGGACCAGCAGGCAGAGGAGGUCACCACCGCCAAGCCUGAAGGCCCCAGCGACCCUCCGGCCCUGUUGUCCACGCUGAAUGUGAACGUGGGUGGCCACAGCUACCAGCUGGAUUAUUGCGAGCUGGCCAGCUUCCCCAAGACGCGCCUAGGUCGCUUGGCCACCUCCACCAGCCGCAGCCGCCAGCUAAGCCUCUGCGACGACUACGAGGAGCAGACAGACGAAUACUUCUUCGACCGCGACCCGGCCGUCUUCCAGCUGGUCUACAAUUUCUACUUGUCCGGGGUGCUGCUGGUGCUCGAUGAGCUGUGUCCACGCUGCUUCCUGGAGGAGCUGGGCUACUGGGGUGUGCGGCUCAAGUACACGCCACGCUGCUGCCGCAUCUGCUUCGAGGAGCGGCGCGACGAGCUGAGCGAACAGCUCAAGAUCCAGCACGAGUUGCGCGCCCAGGCGCAGGUCGAGGAGGCGGAGGAACUCUUCCGCGACAUGCGGUUCUACGGCCCGCAGCGGCGCCGCCUCUGGAACCUCAUGGAGAAGCCAUUUUCCUCGGUGGCCGCCAAGGCUAUCGGGGUGGCCUCCAGUAUCUUCGUGCUCGUCUCCGUGGUGGCGCUGGCGCUCAACACCGUGGAGGAGAUGCAGCAGCACUCGGAGCAGGACGAGGGCAGCCCAGACCUGCGGCCCAUCCUGGAGCACGUGGAGAUGCUGUGCAUCGGCUUCUUCACACUCGAGUACCUGCUGCGCCUAGCCUCCACGCCCGACCUGAGGCGCUUCGCGCGCAGCGCCCUCAACCUGGUUGACCUGGUGGCCAUCCUGCCGCUCUACCUUCAGCUGCUGCUUGAGUGCUUCACGGGCGAGGAUCACCAACGCGGCCAGACGGUGGGCAGCGUGGGUAAGGUGGGUCAGGUGUUGCGCGUUAUGCGCCUCAUGCGCAUCUUCCGCAUCCUCAAGCUGGCGCGCCACUCCACUGGACUGCGCGCCUUCGGCUUCACACUGCGCCAGUGCUACCAGCAGGUGGGCUGCCUGCUGCUCUUCAUCGCCAUGGGCAUCUUCACUUUCUCUGCGGCUGUCUACUCUGUGGAGCACGAUGUGCCCAGCACCAACUUCACCACCAUCCCCCACUCCUGGUGGUGGGCCGCGGUGAGCAUCUCCACCGUGGGCUACGGAGACAUGUACCCAGAGACCCACCUGGGCAGGUUUUUUGCCUUCCUCUGCAUUGCUUUCGGGAUCAUUCUCAACGGGAUGCCCAUUUCCAUCCUCUACAACAAGUUUUCUGAUUACUACAGCAAGCUGAAGGCUUAUGAGUAUACCGCCAUGCGUAGGGAGAGGGGAGAGGUGAACUUCAUGCAGAGAGCCAGAAAGAAGAUAGCUGAGUGUUUGGUUGGAAGCAACCCACAGCCCACUCCAAGACAAGAGAAUUAAUAUUUUAUAGGACAUGUGGCUGGUAGAUUCCAUGAACUUCAAGGCUUCGUUGCUCUCUUUUUUUUAAAUCAUUAUGAUUGGCAGCAAAAGGAAAUGUGAAGCAGACAUACACAAAGGCCAUUUCGUUCACAGAGUUCUGCCUCUAGAAGUACUCAUUUUGGCCCAAACUCAGAAUGUCUCAUAGUGCUCUUUCGCUGUGUUGUGUGAAACAUCUGACCUUCUCAAUGACAUUGAUAUUGAAAACCUGAGAGAAGCACAGCUUAGAUUUUUCUUGUAGCUUCUCGUGGCAUCUAGCUCAAUAAAUAUUUUUGGACUUGAGUUGACUUGAGAAAAUUUUUUUUACUUUAAAUUUUUUUUAAAAUUCUUAACUUUCCAGAGAGAGGGAGUGUUACAGCAGGAAUUAUACAAGCUUUGGAGUUAGACCAACCUUAGUCAGAAUCCCAGAGCUACCAGCUGUACGGUUUUAGGCAAGUGACUCUAACCCUUUAAGCCUCAGUUUCUUCAACUGUAAAAUGUAGGCAAUACUCACCCUGCCAGCCUGAGCAACAUAGUGAGACCCUGCCUCUACAAAAACUUAUUAAAAAUUAUCUGGGUGUGCUGGCCCACACCUGUAGUCCCAGCUACUUGGAAGACUGAGGUGAGAUCACUUGAGCCCAGGAGUUUGAGGUUAGAGUAAGCUAUAAUCACAUCACUGCACUCCAAUCUAGAUGGCAGAGUAAGACCCUGCCUCAAAUAAAUAAAUAAAUAAAUAAAUAAAUAAAUAAAUAAAACCACCUGCCUUGUAAAAUGAAUCUGGGGAUAAUAGAUAUGUGUAAAUGCUCAAUAAACGAUAGCUAUU